UAGAGGGCGCCAGAACCACAGACGCUCAGCCGCCAGAAGAAGACUUCCCAUGAUGCAACUCGGCGCGCUAACUUCAAGGUAGAGAGACAUGUUUGUUUUCAGUUCAGCGCAGAUAUUUGCCUCUUUGCUGUAGCUGUGUCUCAAACCUGUUGGUGUAAAUACUAUUCGUGUCUUUCCUUCGAGCUAAAUGAGCCGCAACGAAUUUGUAGUAUUUUAGUAGCUGAAGCUGUCUUUGAAAAUUCGCAGCUGCGUUUAUUAAAUAGUCAGAGUCUAGCCUACAUUUAAAUGAAUAAAAAAAUAACUUGCUGACGGGUCAACCGAGGAUGAGCAGUCCAGGAGACCGCAGCGGCUGCUCCGUCAGUCCCGCUGACCUCUUUGAGGACGUUUGGAGGCAGCUAAAAGAGUGCCACCAGAACACGGUACAAGAAUAUGAGUCGAAAGUGAGUAAGCUGAAAAAGGACCGCUGUCUAGACGCUCAGAAGCUGGAGGUGUUUUAUAAUCGCAACCAGCAGCUCAAGGAACAAAACAAAAGCCUCCAGGACUCCAUCGGCCUGCUGGAAGACAGGCUCCGUGUCGCAGAGUGUGAUCGAUGCGCUGCCUUGGAGGAGAAGCUGAAAAGCAGUCAGGAUCAGAAUAUGGUUGUCAUCACUAAACUAAAAAAUGAGAAUAAAAACCUGGAAGAUGAAAACAGAAAUCUUCAAGCUGAACUGCAAAAGAUGAAGAUGCGUCACAGAUGUUGUUUUUGCAUCAGUGCGGACCUGGAGGAGACGUCGGAGCGGGACGAGGGCGUCAUCCCGGACUCGCCGAUCCUGACCAGCUCACUGCCAGCGGCGAGCAGACUGAGGAAACGUAAACACCCCGACAAGAGCAGACGUGUUCGUUACGCAGAGACGCCGCUGCUGCAGAAGAAUAACUCCCUCUUUAAUGAGUUGAAGAAAGAGGCUGAUGGAGGUGCAAAGAAUUCUGGGAGAGAAGUGCUUGUGCCAAACACCUGUGAACUGGACACAUCCCAGAGCUCAAAUGACAUGAAAGAAGAAACUGAGGAGGUAGUUGCAGAAACGUGCGCUUUAGAGGUGCUUGACUGUCGCCAUCUUGUAAGUACAGCUCUGUGUGAUUAACAUACAGCGCCCAAC
Messenger RNA from Poecilia latipinna (sailfin molly), 1133 nucleotides. Its product is annotated as DNA endonuclease RBBP8-like. Gene Ontology annotation, biological process: DNA double-strand break processing involved in repair via single-strand annealing. NCBI's taxonomy places the organism in Eukaryota, Metazoa, Chordata, Actinopteri, Cyprinodontiformes, Poeciliidae. The transcript has 8 exons. The coding region runs from base 324 to 1118 and encodes 264 amino acids. Gene Ontology annotation, molecular function: damaged DNA binding. The record is from RefSeq and is a predicted model, not a curated record.